This is a messenger RNA of Acipenser ruthenus (sterlet), 4163 nucleotides long. RefSeq names its product BEN domain-containing protein 3-like. The transcript is spliced from 4 exons. The record is from RefSeq and is a predicted model, not a curated record. Gene Ontology annotation, cellular component: heterochromatin. The coding region runs from base 182 to 2731 and encodes 849 amino acids. Gene Ontology annotation, biological process: rDNA heterochromatin formation. Lineage: Eukaryota; Metazoa; Chordata; Actinopteri; Acipenseriformes; Acipenseridae. Gene Ontology annotation, molecular function: DNA binding.
CCCACAGCUGUGCGGAAAUGACACAGCACGGGCGAGUACGGUCACGUCACGCGAGAAGGCACAGACACAAGAAAAACACAACAGACAAGAACACGGGCAACCCUUACGGCGUUUCUUUAAAUACUAUCCUUUAUUUGUCGCAUAGCUCACAUUUGCAUAUUCAUUAAAAUUGACUCAGAAAAUGAACUUUUCUGAGUAUGGGGAGGAUUCAGAGGGUGAAAUAUCAGAGAAAGAGAGAAGAGCAGUUCACUGUGUUAAAAUAGAAAGAAAAAUGGAGGAUACAGCUAUAGACUGCACAGCAGGGUGUAAAAUAACGGAAGGUCACAAGCUAAUGUUGCCAUGCACUAGUCUCCAGAUUACUAAAAAAAGGACCCAGACGCAGACACAGAUUGUGGAAGAUGGUCCAGGCAAUGAACAAGACAUGCCCACCAGUAAGAAAAAAAUCAAAUUUGCAGCAGAGGGAAUGUGUCAUGGGUUUAAGACUACUGAGCACCUGCAGGCAGUUCAGAGAAACAUGGGCUGCACAGGUACAUUGAGGCUUUCAAACAUGAUGUCCCUGAGUGAGAAUAAAGACUUUCCUAAUGAGAAAACAAAAGCUUCUUACAGGAAACCCCUGUAUAGUAUUUCACACAAAAUAACAGAGAAGAAAAACACUCCAGGCCUGGAUCAGCACACCUCACCGCAUGAACCCAGAGAAAGAGUGAACUACAACAGCCUUGUACUCCCCAAAAAAGUAGGGGAACACAACAGGAGGGAGCCCAGUGUGAUAGUGGCCACGCCAGAAACCACGAGCAGUGAUUCAAACGUGUAUUCUUUAAUAGAAAAGAUGUUUUUCAUUCUCAACACACUGAACUCCAGCAUGACGCAGCUUCACAGCAAAGUGGAUCUGCUCUCGCUGGAGGUGACGAGAAUAAAGAAGCGCAUCAACCCACCAGAGACAGUGGCAGAGUUCCACCCGCCCCCCGAGUACCAGCUGAACAGCGAGGAACUGAAGCAGCUGAUGCAGCAGACAUCCUUGCCCGGGGACCUUGCCUGCAGGUUGCUUGUGCAGCUUUUUCCAGAGCUCUUUACAGUCGAUGGUUUCAACAGGUGCUGCAACGCCUGCGGGAUCGUGAGCAAAAAAAAACUUGAUUCGCUUCACUUGCAGCUAAUCCGCAACUACGUAGAAGUGUGCUACCCGUUAAUCAAAAACGGUAAUGCAUGGCAGGUGGAGUGUCUGCCUCAAAUAAAUGACUUCUUUAACAGGUUCUGGGCACAGAAGGACAUGGAGAGUAGCCAGCAGUGUCAAAAAGCUGCACCAACAACACUAUGUUAUGAGCCAGAGCAACCUCAGGCUUGUCAUUACAUUGAUGAGGAAGGGCAAGAUGAGAGUUCAUCUUUGACAUCCAACAACAACACAGCCUCAGACUUGAUCUUAGAUACUCAGGAUGUUGUUGAAUAUCUUGAUGAAGCGUCGUCACCUGGAGAUUUUGCUGUUUACUUAAUGCACCGCCUUUUUCCAGAACUCUUUCAGCGAGGGAGAAUGACUGAGGGGUACAGUUGCUAUAGCGGUUCCGGGAAGCAAAGCCUUGACCCGCAGAGGCUGCAGAUAAUCCGGAAGUAUAUGGAAAUAUACUUCCCUGAUAUUCAAGAUGAGGAAAGUUGGAUUCAGCUUUGUGUGCAAAGAAUGGAAGAGGAACUUGGAGGCAUGCAUGCUAAUGGAAACGAGUCAGAGCACACCAGAGAUGAAAGCUUCGACUCAUCCAGUUUACCUGAUGAUGUGUCCAUUGUUAAAGUUGGAGACAGCGAGUUUGAAAAGCGAGGUAAGAGGUUUAAAAAGGUUUCCCUGGUACCCAUUGAUUUUGACAGCCUUGAAUUCCCACCUCCAGAUUUUGAAGUCCCUCCAGAGUAUGUUCUUACCAAAGAACAAAUCAAAAACAAUUACGAAUGUAGCUUAUCCAUCGGAAACUUUGCUUCCCACUUGCUGGUUCAGUUGUUUCCUGAGCUCUUCACUUCUGAAAACAUGAGGAAGUACUACAACUGUAGCGGAACCUUGGGGAAAAAACAGCUGGAUCCGGUCCGAAUAAAUCUGAUCAGGUAUUAUGUGCAGUUGCUCUACGCCCGAGCAAAAAAUGACAGGGUGUGGACUUUAGAGUUUGUUGGAAAACUGGACGAAAGAUGCCGCCGAAGGGAUACUGAACAGAGGCGCUCCUACCAACAGCAGCGCAAGGUAUACAUACCCGAGUCUGACAGUAGAGAUUUUGACGGUUUUCCUUUGAACACUGAGCGCUUCAGAGAGGAAUUUGAGGGACCUCCCUUGCCACCUGAAAGAAGCACAAAAGAUUUCUGCAAAAUACCACUGGAGGAGCUAGCCGUGCCCCCUGUUGAUUUUGCAGUCCCUUCUGUCUACCUGCUUUCCAAUGCAGAGAUUAGGGAGAUAGUGCAGCAGAGCCUGUCUGUCGGCAAUUUUGCUGCUCGACUUUUGGUAAGACUCUUCCAAGAGCUCUUUACUGUUGAAAAUCUCAGACUACAAUACAACCACUCCGGUGCUUGUAACAAAAAGCAGCUAGACCCAGUCCGACUAAGACUGAUCCGUCACUAUGUGGAAGCAGUGUACCCUGUGGACAAGAUGGAAGAAGUGUGGCAUUAUGAAUGUAUACCUAGCAUUGACGAGAGGUGUAGGAGACCAAACAGGAAGAAAUGUGAUAUACUAAAGAAAGCUAAGAGGGCCAAAGAUGCAUCCUAUUCAUGACAUUUUGAAAAUAUUAAUACUUUUGUAUAACAAAUAAAAUAUGAACUGUGGCAUAUGAAAAUGCACAGCAUAUUUCAAAAGUAAAUUCCUUUUUUUAAAUUUUUUGUAACUGUCCUCAUGAUUAUAAAAAAAGGUUAAAAAAUAUUGUAGUGCUUUACAGUACAUACUGGUAAGUUGCCAUAACAAAGUGACAACCUGAAGCAAUUUGAAACAAAAAACUCAACCAGUCUUCAGUUGUAUCGUAGGAUCAAUUUUAGCCCAUUUAUAAUAAUAAUAAUAAUAAUAAUAAUAAUAAUAAUAAUAAACGUUUUACAAUAGAUAACUAUUCUGUAUCAGGCAUCAUUAAAAAAAAAAGUAUUCUUUUCUUGGUUUAUUUUGCACAGAAGUUUGUAAACCAAAUAGGAAUGUAUCUGUCUGUAAAAGCUGAUGCUUUUUAUUAAAUAUAUUAUGAUAAUAUAUGUUUAGCCAGAUCAUACUUUUAUUUACUGGACUAAAUUUAAGUAAAUAGUUAGUAAACCUUACACGGAAUGUAGUCCUACUGUUAGGCUUGUCUCAAAUGGGGGGGAAAAAAAAAAAACAUGAAAGUGACUGUAUCUUUUGUAGUGAAAUUGAUCCUUAAAAUAUGUAGUUAAGGAGGAACAAACUUACCCCCAGAGGAAGUUCUUGAGGUAUUUGCGAAUUUAAAUACAUUGGAGAAUUAAUCCCUACAAGUACAUUGUAAAAACACCACUUUCUUUGACAGAAUGUUUUUUUUUCGUGUAGAUGAUCGUUUGCAAGGGUAUUUACUGUAUACUACAGAAACAUCUUAUAGACCAAGACAAAGUCAUUGAGAAUGGUGGUCUUUAAAAAAAAUGUCUUAAUUUGUUUAUACUAAUUAUUACAUGUAGGUUUUAUACCAUUAAAGGUAACUUUUGCAGUUACUGGUAAUAUUCAGAACAAUCAUUAAGCAUAAUAAUCCUGUUGGCCCAGUUUAGGUAGAAGCAAAUACUGUAAGCCUAUUUAAUAACAUUACUGUCAAUUACAGUCUCUCUUUAGUUGAUAUGUAACAGAGCAUCCCAGGGGGCUUUACAGUAAAAACUUUAUAAAAUAAAAAAUAAUAAAAGCCAUUGGCCAGUCAGUCCAGCUCAAGAACAAGCUAAUGCAAACAAAUAUUUUUUUAAAUUUGAUUUAAGACUCGACUGUGGCAACAUUCCCAACGUGGUUUGGGAUGGAGUUCCAAAGACCCUUGCAACUCCUGAUUUUAAACGACUUCUUGGACUACCAAAAGUACAACAGUCACUGAUCUCAAGGUGUAAUUAAUAAAUAUAUAUAUAUAUUGCAAAUACAUUUUAUGUUCUUAAUGAACUGUCAAAUUAAACUUCAAAUGUUCUGUACAGUACGUUACCAGAUGUAUUUAAGUCGGGUCAAAUAAAGAUUGGUUUUCAGAAAAUAA